UCCCCACAAUUCAGCGAAGUGCUAGUACUGUGAUUUGUGUGGGGAUGCCAUGGCGCUUAUUUGGACUGUCUGACCGGGUUGUAGAUAAAUCACGAGUUCAUAUACGGCUCUAACAAAUACGGAUUUCAUCGAAACUGAAAAUGGGAUCUCGGAUAAAGGAGAGCCCAGAGUCGACAUUUGAGGUGUAUGUAGAGGUCACCCGCCCCGAGACAGCAGGAGAUCCAGAGGUGCACCAGCAGUUCCCAGAGGAUUUCUCAGAUCAGGCAACCCUACGGGCAGUCUCCAGGUUCUGCUUCCCUUUCAGUGCAGACAGUCUGACAGUGGGGUUUCUGGGACAGAACUUCACCUUUGUGCUGACGGACAUCGAGAGUAAGCAGCGCUUUGGGUUCUGCCGCCUGUCAGGGGCCCAACGCUGCUUCUGCUUCCUGAGCUACCUCCCGUGGUUUGAAGUGUUCUACAAGCUCCUCAAUGUUGUUGCUGAUUACACCAUCAAAGGCCAGGAUGGCCAGCAGAGGGAGCUGUUGGAAACAUUGUACACUCUCCCUAUCCCUGAGCCCGGUGUGCCUGUUCAUCUCAGUGUGCAUUCUCACUUCGUUGUGCCUGACAUCCGGCAACUUCCCAGCAUUCCUGAUAACAGAAGCCUAACAGAGUAUUUUGUAGCAGUAGACGUCAGUAACAUCCUCCAUCUGUAUGCUAGUAUGCUUUUUGAACGGCGAAUCCUCAUCUGCUGCACCAAGCUAAGCACUUUAACCUCCUGUAUCCACGGCUCGGCGGCCAUGCUGUACCCCAUGUUUUGGCAGCACGUGUACAUCCCAGUCCUCCCUCAGUACCUCAUAGACUACUGCUGUGCUCCCAUGCCCUACCUCAUUGGAGUGCACUCCAGCUUAAUGGAGAAAGUGAGAGGAAUGAUGCUGGAAGACGUGGUGAUCCUCAACGUCGACACCAACACUCUGGAGACUCCAUACGAUGAUCUCCAGUGCCUGCCUAAUGAUACGGUGUCAGCCCUGAAGAGCAGACUUAAGAAAGUCUCCAUGGCGACGGGUGAUGGGGUGGCCCGGGCCUUCCUCAAGGCACAGGCGGCCCUGUUCGGCAGCUACCGGAGCGCCCUGCAGAUGGAGCCGGGGGAGCCAAUCACGUUCAACAAGGAAGUCUUUGUGUCCCAUCGCUCCAGUACCAUGAGAUACUUCCUGCAGAAUGCUACACAACUGCAGCUCUUCAAACAGUUCAUCGACGGGCGUCUGGAGCUGCUGAAUUCUGGAAUAGGUUUCAGCGAUGUGUUUGAGGAGGAGAUCAGUGCGGGAGAGUACGCAGGUAGUGACAAGAGCUACCACCAAUGGCUCUCCACAGUGAAGAAAGGCAGCGGUGCCAUAUUUAACUCGGUGAAAACAAAGGCCAACCCCGCCAUGAAGACAGCCUACAAGUUUGCAAAAGAUCACGCUAGGAUGGGGAUCAAAGAGGUGAAGAGUCGUUUGAAACAAAAGGAGAACGGCUACAUGACAGCGACCAGAGAGGGUCAAGAGCAGGCAACGAGGCCGCUUCCUGAGGGCAGGAAGUACUCUCAUCCAUGUGCCCAGCAGCAGUCAAUCACAGAGCACUUAGGACAGCAGGCCUGUCCUUCCCAGCUGGUGGUGAACAAGCUCCCAGCUAACGCGGCCCAGGACAGCAGCAGCACUGAGCAGCUGCGACCCUGCGUUUCACUGAUGGAUGUAGGGCUUACGCAGGAGGAGGAGCCUCGGGAGGAGCAGAGGGCGGAGUCUAGCCAGAGGCACUCGGCCCCGCACAGCCUGAUGCCAGCGAAGGCUGCGGAGGCAGACCUUCUGGGCAAUAUCUUCUGGAGCCUGGAGGGGGAGCCAGAGAGCUUGCUCCCGAAGAGUCUUGUGGACCUACAGCAACUCGGAGGUGCUGAAGAGCAGCAGGCCAGCAUCAAAGACCAGGUUUCCGGGCGUGAUGGUGGUUGGGAGGAUUUCCAGCAGAUCCUGAGCAUGCCCCCCAUGCUCCCCCAGUGUGUCGGGCCUGGCAACGACGUCACCAAGCAAGUCGCUGUUGGCAACGGGAGCGUGGACCUGCUCAGCCUGCUAGACCCACUGAAGAGCUCACCUAACCCAGAGGCCCCGCCCCCGAAGAGCGCUCCUUCCCUUUGCCUGUUCCCCCUCAACCCGCCCACCUUUUCUUCUGUUCCCCGCAUCCCUUUCUCCCAAAGUCAGCACCACGCCCCUACAGGAGUCCCCCACGGACACUACACACCGACUGCUGCCGCAUAUCCGCCGCACCUUCGACUGUCGGGUUACGCCCCCUACGCCCCUUCAGCCCCGCCCACGGGGCGUGGCCUCUCGCGGCAGAACCCCUCCCUCCCUGGCCUCAUCCAGAUGCCCUUGGUUAUUUCGACACCCCCCCGGGGCACCGUGCCCCCACCGGCUCGGGAUCCGUUUGGGGACUUGCUAGAUGCAAGCAAGCCAGCGGCCCCUCCUGAUGCGAAACAGUGGGCGAAUUUCAACUGACUCUGCCCCACUUACACCACUGCUAUGACUGGGCUGACCCACAUGGACCACAGGGAGAGAAUCGAGCAGGUCACACCCAACAGCUCCCAGGCCUUCUGGGAACUGUAGUCUAGUGACAGCAGAGCAAGGCUUCCUCAACAAUGCAUUAUGUGCAGCUACUGCCAGAUUCAAGUCUCAGCUCCUAUUCUCCCUGCUUCUUUAAUAAGGAGGGUUCCAGUUGGUAACAGGAGUUUCUGGUGCUGUAUUACUGUACAGAACAUCCAUUGCCACUAUAGUGUGUUUAGUCAUUUAGUCAUGUCUCUUAAUGAAUUUUCAGAGACUUUUCUUAAUGCUUAAACUCAUUGGGGUUUUAUCUGCUCUGUGCGCAGAGACCAACAGCAAUCUGCAGGCCUUCACUUCAGAGCUCCGCAGAAGCAGAGAGACUUUGCGUUCUCAAAUCAUCGGCUGUUUUAAAAUAUAACAGUUGAGCAGACUCUCAAAUUCUCCUGUUUUUCAGUCUGCUUGAUGAGUUUUUUUCAGGGUGGAGCAGAGAGGUUUUUUGUCCUCUGUCAGGGACUGAGCCAGAACAUUCUUUAACUGUAAGUGGACUUUCUGGUGAGCAGACUGGAUUUUUGUCAAACAAUGUGCGAAAGUCGUUUUCAGGUUCAAGCAAUGGCAUUUUACGUGUUUCACUGCCUCAACAUGUAUUACAGAACUUCAUUUUUUGAAGUUCAUUUUAAUACCAAAUGAAGGAAAAAUACUGAGACAAAUUACUUUCAUUGAUUGUAUGAAUAGAUAUAUGCAAUCUUUACAUUGUUCUGUAGGAUUUGUUUAGCAAGAGGAGAUUGAACUUGCUCAUUGCCAAACAGAUCUGAUAUUUAAAAAGAAACAAACUGCAAACCAAACAGACCACAGGGAUCGAUGUUUUGUAAAACUGAAUGUCAAAAAUAUUAUGAUUUAUUUGUGAGUGUAUUUCAUUUGGUAGGAAUAUUAGAUUUUCUUUGAGGUCCAAGGCAGGAGAGCUGAUGUACCUGGAACAAAGCAAACACUAGGUAGCGGUGAACAUUAGCAAACUUUGUCAGUUUAGAUUUGUUUGAAAAACAUCAGCUGUCCUGGCUGCCAUAUGUUUGCAGCAUUAACAAUGUGAUAUCUUCAGUUAAUCUUCAUUUUGAAUUUGAAUUCAAGGCUGCACUUUCCUCACAGAACUGAUCUCAGAAAAGCGCCAAAGAGCAGGAUCAGAAGAGGCCCUGGGCCUGAACUGUUUCCCUGGGCAGCUCUCAGCUCAGGACCCAGAAACACAAGAAGCACUGAAAUUAGGAAUCUGUCGUUUUCAUUAUACAAGCUGCCAAACCAAAAUAAUGCUUGAAGUAUUUAAAAAAACAAUCUUAUUAAAUGAAGAUUUAUGACAAUGAUCAUGUGAGUUAUAACUCCCCAUCCCUUUUCCACUACAUACUGUGUCCAAUAAAUGUCAACUUUGUUCUGUC
Messenger RNA from Anguilla rostrata (American eel), 3961 nucleotides. RefSeq names its product DENN domain-containing protein 1A-like. Gene Ontology annotation, biological process: endocytic recycling; endocytosis. The record is from RefSeq and is a predicted model, not a curated record. Bases 141 to 2498 code for a protein of 785 amino acids. Gene Ontology annotation, cellular component: clathrin-coated vesicle; cytosol. Gene Ontology annotation, molecular function: phosphatidylinositol phosphate binding; guanyl-nucleotide exchange factor activity. NCBI's taxonomy places the organism in Eukaryota, Metazoa, Chordata, Actinopteri, Anguilliformes, Anguillidae. The transcript has 22 exons.